CGCGAUCGCCAGUCCGCCGUGGGCACAUCAUCGCAAAAGAGCUUGCCAGAAAGACCUGCGGCUUAUUCGAAGGCGCUCAAGCUCCCACACAGCCCAUAUACUGGAGCAAGCGACCGAGUCCCAACUGACACAAUCAAGAGCGCUUUCACGGAAAGCAGCGGCGACCAUGAAGGUCACGAACCAGGGCGAUGUCGCCGUCUACACAAUCGCCGGCGCAUCUACGUCGAGACCGCUGCCCGACUGGCUCGCCCGGCGGAGGAAGCGCAGUCUGAAGAACGACCCAGAGUACCAAAACCGCGUCGAGCUGCUGCAGGACUUUGAGUUUGAGGAGGCCAGCCAGUGCAUCCGCAUCUCCGAGGAUGGCGACUGGAUCAUGUCGACGGGCACGUACAAGCCGCAGAUGCACGUGCACUACACGCCGCACCUGUCGCUCUCUUACGCCCGGCACACCAAUGCCCUUAACACCUCCUUCCAGCUCCUCUCCGCCGACUGCUCGAAAUCGCUACACCUCCAGUCAGACCGAAGCAUAGAGAUGCACAACCCGGGCGGAUGUCACUACAAGCUGCGCCUGCCACGAUACGGACGCGACCUCGUGUACGAUCGGCACUCGGCCGAGGCUCUGAUCCCUUCAGUCGGCCUGGACGCCGACGGCAGCGGAGAGGUCUUCCGCCUCAAUCUCGAAGUCGGCAGAUUCAUGAAAUCAUACUCGGUCGACGUCGGCAAGGAUGACGGCGUUGACGUUGGCGGCCUGCAAGGCAGCAUCGGGGUGGGCGCGGUCAACUGCGGCACGAUCGCCGAGAGGAGCCACAACCUGCUCGCGUUCGGCACGUCAAUAGGGACAAUAGAGUGCUGGGAUCCUCGGUCAAAGUCAAGAGUCGCCAUCUUGGGAGGGCAAGAAGGGGAGAUCACCGCCCUGGACUUCAACCCGUCGGGAUUGUCGCUGGCCACGGGUACCUCCCAAGGCCUGAUCAAGAUCUUUGAUCUGCGCAGUCCGGUGCCACUGUUGACCAAGGACCACGGUGCGGGCUACGCAGUCAAGAACCUCAUCCACCUGACGACGGCGUCACAAGAGAAGAAGGUCCUCUCUGCGGACAAGCAGAUGAUCAAGCUAUGGGACGAGCACGACGGCGAGACAUGGACUUCAGUAGAGCCACUCGUCGACAUCAACGACGUGGCAUGGUGCAAGAACAGCGGCAUGAUCAUGACGGCCAACGAGGGCAAGCAGCAGCACGCCUUCUUCAUCCCGCAGCUGGGCCCGGCCCCGCGCUGGUGCGGCUUCCUCGACAACAUGGUCGAGGAGAUGGCCGAGGAGGUGCGCACGGAGACGUACGACAACUACAAGUUCCUCACGCUCGCGGAGCUCAAGGCGCUCAGCAUGGACCACCUCAUUGGCAAGACAAACCUGCUGCGGCCGUACAUGCACGGCUUCUUCGUGGCCUCCAAGCUGUACGAGCAGGCCAGCCUCAUCGCCAACCCGUACGCCUGGGAGGAGGAGCGCGCGAAGCGCGUCAAGGAGAAGAUUGAGAAGGAGCGCUCCAGCCGCAUCCGCGGCGCCAAGAAGAAGGUCAAGGUCAACCAGAAGCUUGUCGACAAGCUGCUCAAGAAGCAGGAGAAGCGCGCCGUGGUGGAUGACAAGGCCGGCCUCUUUGGCGACGACCGUUUCGGCCGCCUGUUCGAGGACGAGGAGUUCCGCGUCGAUGAGACGAGCCGCGAGUUCCAGGUGCUCAAUCCCAGUACGAGGGUCGACGCUGAGACAGGCCGGAACAUCCUACCGCCUCAAGAUACUUCUGAUGAGGAUGAUGGCUCAGACGAUGACGACGAGAGCAUGGACGACGCCGGGAGCGAAGCCGAAGCAGCACCCAAGAAGAACAAGAAGGCAGCAAGCACCAAGAGCGACGGCAUUACAAUGCAGGUAUCCUCCUCGGCGAACCGCGGAGAUCGCCAUGCCAAGGACACGGCGCUCGGCUCGCGAGCCCAGAAGCCGGGCCGCGCGAACAAACAAAAGGGCGACAUUGUCGGUGAGCGGUCCGUCACGUUCCUCCCCGAGCCCAAGCCGAAGAAGUCGCGCCAGCAGCAACAAAACGACGAUGCGGACAGUGGCGAUGACGCCCAGGCGCCGGCCAACGACAGGCGCUUCAAGGACAAGCAGAGGCGCAGCGCGAGUGGAAACACGUUCCGCCGGUAUUAAGGGGCAUGAAGGAGGGAGAUCAGGGGGCUUGUCCGGUGUCAAUUGCGUGCGCGCGCGCGCGGCCCAGCCCUCGUGCUACUGGUUGGCGCAUCAGUGUGCUCAUUGCACUGCUUCUGGUUAUCGUGACCCCUUCUAUCUGAGGGAUAGGUCUAGUUGGAGAAGAUUUUGUACAUAGCAUACAAUUCAUCAGCACGGCGUUUUGUGGGAUAAGAGAUCAUCAAAAUCAUCAUUACCAUUGCUUUGGUCAUCAUCACUAC
Molecule: messenger RNA, 2445 nt
Organism: Microdochium trichocladiopsis
Lineage: Eukaryota; Fungi; Ascomycota; Sordariomycetes; Xylariales; Microdochiaceae
Product: WD repeat protein
Exons: 2
Coding region: 167-2188 (673 amino acids)
Biological process (GO): maturation of SSU-rRNA from tricistronic rRNA transcript (SSU-rRNA, 5.8S rRNA, LSU-rRNA)
Cellular component (GO): nucleus; 90S preribosome; nucleolus
Molecular function (GO): protein binding
Source: RefSeq, a predicted model, not a curated record